Messenger RNA from Zychaea mexicana, 609 nucleotides. RefSeq lists its product as uncharacterized. The coding region runs from base 1 to 609 and encodes 202 amino acids. Lineage: Eukaryota; Fungi; Mucoromycota; Mucoromycetes; Mucorales; Lichtheimiaceae. The transcript is spliced from 2 exons. The record is from RefSeq and is a predicted model, not a curated record.
AUGCAACAGGACGGCGGGUUGCGGCGCAGCAGCAUUAUCCAACACGAACAAGAAGCCGACGAGCCAACGGUGUUCACCACUCCAUUGGACGACAACAAAGACGACGACGACGACGACGACAAUGAUGAACAGACAGCGAUAAAGACAAAAAAGAAAAAACAUCACAAGAAACGGGCGCAUUUGUGUUUCAAAUCGCCCUUGCAGCGUGGACAAACAUUGACUUUUUCGCUCCAAAAUGUCACACCGGACGACCACAUUAUUGUAUUCAAGUUUCUGACAAGCAAUGCCAGACUCCAACGCGCACGCAGUCGUCGUCACUCUCUGAUGGAACGCUAUUUCGUCAGGCCCAGUGCGGGUCGGAUGAUUGCGACAGAUCAAAUGGACAUUAUGUUGUUUUUGAAUCACGUGCCCGGCGAGUUGGCGCCAAACGAGAUUCUCAAGGAUAAGAUACUGGUACGCUGGGCCGUCAUUCAACGGAAUACCCAGGUGGACGCUUGGAUCCAAGCACAACCGGAUUCAACGCGUCGGAAAUGGCUGGAAAUGCUGGUUGAACAGUGGCCGGAUCAGGUUAUUGUACGGGAAACAAGAUUAAAGAUACGAUUUAUGUGA